AUGGAUAUGAAAAUAAAGUCUUAUUUAUGUAAUAAAUCAAAUAUACAUGCAGCAGAUGAUGAUGAUGAAGAUGAACAUCAUGCACCAUACAUGCUUAUGUUUCUCUUUUUUAUUCUAUUUAUUGGUUGUCUAUUCAAAACAAUGUUUUCUUCCUUACGUAUUCCAUAUACAAGUCUUAUUAUAUUUCUUGGUUUUAUAGGUGGUAUCCUAUUUAAUAUUUUCAGUAAAGAUGAUACAUUUGUUACAAUAACAACAACAACAUCACCUGAUUUACUUGUUGCUAUUUUUCUACCAACACUCAUUUUUGAAUCAGCUUAUCGUACUGAAUAUCAUGCAUUUAUGAAAUCACUCUAUUCUAUUCUAUUCAUUUCAAUUAUUGGCUAUGUUCUAUCAUUAUUUAGUAUUUCUAUAAUGUAUAAAUAUCUUUUUAUUUUUCAACAAUGGACUUUUGUUCAAUGUUUAAUAAUGGGUAUUAUUGUUAGUACUACACGACCUGUAACACUUAUACGUGAAGCAGAUUAUGGAAAAACAAAACGAUUGAGUAUUAUACUCGAAGGCGAAGCUGUGAUUAAUAAUAGUUUAGCAAUUAUUUUAUUUAAUAGUAUAAAAAGUUUUGUUGUAAAUGAUCAAACUUCGCAUAGUAAGGUAGAGUUUUUCAAAACAACAGCAAUAGCAUUAGUAGGAGGUAUUGGACUUGGUUGUAUUGCUGGUCUAUUAGAAAUUAUUAGUUUACCUUAUUUUUAUGAUGAUCCCAUAAGUGAAGUUACGAUUACUAUUGCUAUUCCUUAUAUGCUCUAUUGGUUAUGUGAACAAGUCUAUUGUUCAGGUGCUGUUGCUAUUGUCAUUCUUGGUCUUCUACUAUCAAAUUAUAAAACUGCUAUUAGUUCAGAAGCUACUAUUUUCAUGGAAAAAUUUUGGGAUAUGUUAGCAUUAAUUGCUAAUACAAUUAUUUAUCUUCUUGCAGCAUUAACAGUUGUUGAAUUAAUUAAACCAAAUGCACAAAAUUCUUUGGAAUACAAUACGAUUUUAUUUGAAAUAGGAUUAGCUAUUAUCAAUUAUUUACUAUGUUAUUUUUUCAGAAUUAUUAUUAUAAUUAUUUUAACAUUAUGUACUAAAUUAGGUCGGUUCUAUCAUUUAUCAUGGAAAGAAUGUUUAUUAAUUACUUGGGGUGGUUUUAAAGGAUCUGUAUGUUUAAUUCUUGCAUUAGCACUUGUAGGAGAAUUUCGACUAACUGAAAAUCCAUCAAAAUUUCAAUAUCAAAUUUUAAUACAUACAAUUAUUAUUGUCUUUCUCUCAAGUUGUAUUAAUUCAACUUAUUCACUUUUACUUAAAAUAUUAAAUUUCACAACAAUGUCUCAAACAAAAUAUCUUUAUAUGACACAAUGUGUAGAUUCAUUAUAUGCACUUGUACAAGAAAAAAUUCGAUUAUUAAAAAAAAAUAAAUAUUUAGCUAAUGCUGAUUGGAAUUUUAUUGAAAGAAAUUUUUAUAUUGAAAAUCCUCAUAUAAACAAUUCAAAUUCUCAACAAAUACAAUAUAAAGAUUUAUAUGAAGAAGCUCGAAUUCGUAUUCUUAAUAUUCAAAAAACAAGUUUCUGGAGACAAUAUAGAGAUUAUGAAAUUUCAACACAAGCUGUUCGGAUUCUAUCUUCACUUUGUGAUUUUGCCAUUGAUCGAAAAGAUCAAUACAUUAGUAUUGAUCAAUUAAAAUAUUAUUAUAGACCAAGAACAUUUGAUUUUAUAUGGAAAUAUUUAGAAAAAUUAGUCAAAAAAAUUCAUACUUGUGUUCGUAAUGAUUGGCGAAAAUAUCAUAAAGUACCCGAAAAUAAAUGGCGUUUAUUUUAUUAUAAUAUUCUUAAACAUAAACGAUUUAAUUGGUUUAUUACAUUUAUUAUUAUUCUUAAUGUUACAUUAGCGAUUAUUCGAUCUAUAUAUAUAACAGCUAAUUUAAAUAUUCUUCUUGAACGUAUAGCUAAUCGUUAUGUUACACUUUCACUUGAAUUAUGUAAAGCAUAUAUUAUAAGUGAAGAUGAUGUACUUUCAAAAUUAUAUCGUAUUAUUGAAAUUGAUCAAAUUCGAAAUCAUUUUUUUACAGAUUCAAUAAAACGACGUGAUGAAAUUAUUAAUGAAUUAACUUGUAUUCAAAGUGAACACCCAAAUGUAUCAGCUAGUGUUAAAACAAGUGCAGCUAUUCAAAUAUUACUUAAUUAUUCUAAAAAUAUGAUUCAUCAUAUGACAAGUAAAGGAUUAUUAGGAGAAAAUGAAUCACAUCAAAUUACAGAGGAUAUUAAUAAACGACUUCAUACAGAACUUGUUCCACCUGUUUCAGUUUUUCCUAUUCCAUUAAAUCUUUUACAUAUAUUUCCAUGGCUUCAUGAUCCAGAUGUACUUGAAUACGUAUUAAGUCGUCUUCAUGUUAAAUUAUUUUCCUUAAAUGAAUACAUUUAUAAAAUAAAUAAUGAUACUCAAGCAUUAUUUUUUAUAACUGCAGGUUAUGUUGAGAUCGUAAGAAAUACAUCAAAAUAUCAUGAUGCUUUAUCAAUAGAAAAAUAUUCGGAUGAAAAUGAAAGUUUCUAUCGUUUAUUACAUGCACCAGGUGAUAUUCUAGGUCAUAUUGAUUUACUUAAUGGACAAAAAUAUACAGAAACAUGCAAAUGUAUAACGAAUACACUCGUUUGGUAUUUAAAAUCGAAUGAUUUAAUUGAUCUUAUUGAACGAUUUAAUCAUUUACGAAUAUUAGAAAAGAUUUGGCAUUAUACAGCAAUACAACUAGCUGAAUUUAUUUUAUAUGAAUAUUUAAAUACAUUGCCAAAUCAUGCAACAGAACAAGAACGUAUUCAUAUUUAUGGGCAUUUAAAACGUGCAUUUCUUAUACCUGAAUCAUAUAUAAUUGAACAUAAUAUAAUUUAUUCAUCACAUGAACUUAUUCUUAUACAAGGUCAAUUACAAAAUAUGAUUUCAUCCUUAAUUUAUACAGGUCCAUGUUUUAUUCAAAUUGAACUUGGUCAAUGUGGUCUUAAAAUUUUAAAUAUAUCAGAAACAAAAAUUCUUGCUCUUCGAAGUCCACAUCAUACAUAUCAUGAUGAAUUUAUUCUAUCAAAUGAUUUACCUGAUUUGCUAAAACAUGUUAUUUAUGAUGAAAAAUUAGAUAUACUGUUACCACGUAUUAGUCUUAAAUAUAAACAUUUUACUUCAUUAUCAAAUACGAAUGAAUCAAUAAUAGAAACAAAUAAGAAAACAUUAUUAGGUCGAUUUUUAGAAAGUCUACCGAAAUUUCAACGACGUAUGAUCUAG
Messenger RNA from Adineta steineri, 3291 nucleotides. The record is from the annotation of a GenBank genome assembly. NCBI's taxonomy places the organism in Eukaryota, Metazoa, Rotifera, Eurotatoria, Adinetida, Adinetidae.